AACAGGGAGAGAGGGAGGGAGAAGCAGAGAGGAAGAGAAAGAGUGGGACAGGCACAGACGAAGGUCUGUUAGAAAAAAGGAACAAAAGAGUGGCAUAAAGAACUUUAAUAUGAAAAUUUUAAAGUCCGACGGAGGAGCAUGAAAAAUGAACGUUAACAUGGUCUAGAGAAGAGAAGAGAAGAGAAGAGAAGAGAAGAGAAGAGAAGAGAAGAGAAGAAACUGAAAAGGCUGUUUGCUCUAGGAAAGACAUCUGAAAAGGAAAACCAAGUAAAGAUCCAAGUCAGGAGCUGAAGGAGCCUGGAACAGGAGCGUCACAAAGACCAGAGAUUUUAAAGAUUUGAACCACAUGCUAAGGAUGCCAGUGUCACAGGGCUGUUUAUGUGUUGUCAAGUAUUUGAUGUUUGUCUUUAAUCUCAUCUUCUGGCUAGGAGGAUGUGGCCUGUUUGGAGUUGGAGUCUGGCUGUCCUUCACGCAGUCAGAGUUUUCCUCUCUUCCACUUUCAUUUCCGUCUCUCUCAGCUGCCAAUCUGCUGCUAGUUGCUGGUGGUAUUACUAUGAUAACAGGCUUUCUGGGUUGUCUUGGAGCGCUUAAGGAGCAGCGUUGUCUAUUGUUUACGUUCUUUUUGAUCCUGUUACUCCUGGUCCUGACAGAAGUGACUCUCGUUUUAGUUAUCCACAUUUUUCAUGACCAGCUGGAUUCAAAAGCACAAAAAGAAUUAAAGGAAGAUAUGAAGAUGUAUGAAUCAGAUCCUGGCCUUAAGAAUUCCUGGGACAAUGUCCAGAAAAUGUUCAAGUGCUGUGGCGUAACCAACAAAACAGACUGGUAUAACGUGCUGCAGGGAAAGCUACCCUUAUCAUGUUGCUCAGUUGGGACACAGACCUGUGUUGAAGGAUGGACUGAGCCAUGCUACCAGAAAGCAAGAAAGUGGCUGAUAAAAAACAUCACCUCUGUCCUGGUGUUUGGAGUGUGUAUUGGUGUUGUGCAGAUUUUGGCCCUGGUGUUCUCCAUGCUCAUGUAUUGUCAAAUUCUUUCGGCCGAGAAGCACUUGGACUAACUGCAGAAAAGCUGUUCAACAGAUGUCAUGUGACGCCUA
This is a messenger RNA of Pelmatolapia mariae (spotted tilapia), 1093 nucleotides long. It is a transcript of the gene tspan4b, whose product is annotated as tetraspanin 4b. Lineage: Eukaryota; Metazoa; Chordata; Actinopteri; Cichliformes; Cichlidae. The transcript has 8 exons. Bases 347 to 1054 code for a protein of 235 amino acids. The record is from RefSeq and is a predicted model, not a curated record. Gene Ontology annotation, cellular component: plasma membrane.